AUGGCCACUAGCUCAGCCGCAGUCACUGUGGCGAUCUUCCUCCUCGUUACGCUCUCCGCCUCCUACAUCACAUCAGCCCUCCGCCCCAGCCUCGGCGCCUGCCAAGCCAGUGGCUACUUACCUGGAAAGGCUGGCCACUGCGAGAGAAGCAACGAUCCAGAUUGUUGCGAGGAUGGUAAGAGGUACCCUCAGUACCAUUGCUCGCCUCCGGUGACAUCGAGCACCAAGGCCGUCUUGACACUUAAUAGCUUUGAGAAGGGCAAGGACGGAGGCGGGCCGUCAGCGUGCGACAAUGCCUACCAUAGCGAUAAGGAGAUGGUCGUUGCACUCUCCACUGGAUGGUUCAAGAACAUGGCACGUUGCGGCCACCGCGUUAAGAUCACUGCCAAUGGAAACUCUGUGUAUGCAAAAGUGGUGGACGAGUGUGAUUCUGUGUAUGGUUGCGACGACGAGCACAACUACGAGCCACCCUGCCAGAACAACAUCGUCGAUGCCUCGCCAGCGGUUUGGAAUGCCUUGGGUCUUGAUCAGAAUGUUGGUGAGCUGGCCAUCACAUGGUCUGACGGCGACAACUACCUCGGCGCCUGCCAAGCCAGUGGCUACUUACCUGGAAAGGCUGGCCACUGCGAGAGAAGCAACGAUCCAGAUUGUUGCGAGGAUGGUAAGAGGUACCCUCAGUACCAUUGCUCGCCUCCGGUGACAUCGAGCACCAAGGCCGUCUUGACACUUAAUAGCUUUGAGAAGGGCAAGGACGGAGGCGGGCCAUCAGCGUGCGACAAUGCCUACCAUAGCGAUAAGGAGAUGGUCGUUGCACUCUCCACUGGAUGGUUCAAGAACAUGGCACGUUGCGGCCACCACGUUAAGAUCACUGCCAACGGAAACUCUGUGUAUGCAAAAGUGGUGGACGAGUGUGAUUCUGUGUAUGGUUGCGACGACGAGCACAACUACGAGCCACCCUGCCAGAACAACAUCGUCGACGCCUCACCAGCGGUAUGGAAUGCCUUGGGGCUUGAUCAGAAUGUUGGUGAGCUGGCCAUCACCUGGUCUGACAGCGACAACUAG
This is a messenger RNA of Lolium rigidum, 1062 nucleotides long. RefSeq lists its product as uncharacterized. The transcript is spliced from 2 exons. Bases 1 to 1062 code for a protein of 353 amino acids. The record is from RefSeq and is a predicted model, not a curated record. NCBI's taxonomy places the organism in Eukaryota, Viridiplantae, Streptophyta, Magnoliopsida, Poales, Poaceae.